UCGUCUAUCAUCAUCAUCAAUAACAACAUCCUCAGUAUGUGCAAACGAACAAGAGAAGAAGAAUUGAAGGACCAUCAUCUAUCCCUUGCUGCUGCUCUUUCCCAUCAUACCCACUAAUCCUUUUCUACUUUGCGCAAGCGUCAUCUUCUUCAAUCAAAACCCAAUUCCUCAAUUUCUGUUACUUACAGAAACCAAGAAGCUAUGUCGAUGCGAGAGCUAGUUUCAGGAGGAGCAGCAUGUGCGGUUCCUGGUUCUUCUUCUUCUUCCAAUCCUCUUGGUGCUCUUGCCAAUAAUCUCCUUGGCUCAUCUUCUAAAACCCAGGAAAGGCUAAAGGAAAUUCCAACAUCAACAGCUACUAGUUCCGAGAAUCAUUUUUACCAGGAUGUUCAGGAUCCCUUGAGAGCACUUCCAGGUGCUGAGUUCGAACAAAAAUCAUUUCCUCACCCUGGCGCUCAGGGUUCGGAAUUUUUUCGUGGGUUUCGCUCUGCUGAUCAGCAUGGACUUGCUGAUGCUUGGGACGAGAUACAGCGGUCUCAUGGUCCUCCUCCACCUCAGGCUAAUAUUCCUCAAUUGGAUAAUAUAUAUAAUCGUGGACCUCAGCUUCAACCAACUUUGGAUGGACCACCCCAAAGAAUAUUGUCAAGCUUCUUGCACUCAUUUGUUGAAAGUAGCCGUGGUGGAAUUCCUUUUCGUCCUACUCAACUGCCAAUGUUAGGAUUAUCUGAAGGUGAUAAACAAUGUAUACGUGAUCGUAGCAGCAUAAUGGCCCGGCAUUUUUUUGCUGAUAAGAGUGAAGAUUUUAUUAACGCACAGGUGAAUGCACUAUUAUCUUCAUUAGAAAUUGAUGGUGAUGUUCGGGCCAAGGGGCCUAUGCCUGGGAGAUUUAGGGAGCUGGAGGAUUAUUGGAAUGAGUCUCAAGGUAGUUUGAGACCUGGUCCCCAUGCUGCGGAUGGAUGGAUUACAGAAUUUAGCCAGCAGAGAUUAGACCAUGGUAAUCCUGAUGCUUGGGCUCAUGCAUUUGAACGACAGCAUGGUGCUAAUGGUUGGGCCUUCGAAUUUGACCAGGAACAACAGUUGUUAUCAGUGGAUCAAAUGAGAGGUGCGAAUAUCUCAAACUUGGCUGCAAUGGAGCAGACUCGUAUGCUCGCGCACACUCUAGCUCAAAAUAAUGACCCAAAAUUUCAGAAUUCAAAGUUUCUUCAAUUUGUUUCAAAGAUGAGUCGUGGUGAACUUAUUAUUGAUGAUAAUCAAGUCAAGCCAGCUACAUUGUCUGCACCUGGUGACUGGGCAACUGAAUAUCAACAACAGUACACUGGGGGUACUUCAUGGGCUGAUGAAUAUGUGCAAGAUCAGGUUCCGCAUGGCCCUGAGCAAUGGGGAAAUGAGUUUGCUGCUGAAAGAGGGCAAAAUGGCUCUGUUGAUGAUCAGUGGGUAAAUGAAUUCUCAAAGUUGCAUGUUAAUGACUGGGUAGAAGAAUUUGGGCAACAGGUUGAGGAAGGAGCAUUAGGGGACAGUUCAGUGGAUAACUGGGCAAAUGCAUAUGACGAGUACAUGAAUGAACAAGUAGCUGCUAAGCAGCAGUCAGAUGCUUCAAGGGGAGUCUAUGUGUUUUCUGAUAUGAAUCCUUAUGUUGGUCACCCCAAUCCUUUAAAACAAGGCCAGGAUCUAUUCCAUAAAGGGCUUCUAAGUGAAGCAGUGCUUGCUUUAGAGGCUGAAGUCUUGAAAAAUCCCGAUAAUGCUGAAGGUUGGAGGUUACUUGGAAUAGCAAAUGCAGAGAAUGACGAUGAUCAACAGGCUAUUGCAGCAAUGAUGCGUGCGCAGGAGGCUGAUCCUGCAAAUCUUGAAGUGCUUCUUGCUCUUGGUGUGAGUCAUACAAAUGAAUUGGAGCAGGCAGCUGCCUUGAAAUACUUAUAUGGAUGGCUUCGUAAUCACCCGAAAUAUGGAUCACUUGCCUCUCCAGAGCUUGCUGAUUCGUUGUAUUAUGCUGAUGUUGCUAGAUUAUUCAAUGAUGCUUCUCAGAUGUCACCUGAGGAUGCUGACGUGCACAUCGUACUUGGCGUGCUAUAUAAUUUAUCCAGGGAAUAUGACAAAGCCAUUGCUUCCUUUCAAACAGCUUUGAAACUUAAGCCACAGGAUUACUCCCUCUGGAACAAGCUUGGUGCAACCCAGGCAAACAGUGUUCAGAGUGCUGAUGCAAUAUAUGCCUACCAGCAGGCACUUGAUUUGAAGCCUAAUUAUGUUCGUGCAUGGGCAAACAUGGGAAUCAGUUAUGCCAAUCAGGGUAUGUACGAGGACUCCAUCCGCUAUUAUGUCCGGGCACUUGCUAUGAACCCUAAGGCAGAUAAUGCCUGGCAAUAUUUGAGGAUUUCACUAAGCUGUGCUUCUAGGAAUGACAUGCUAGAGGCUUGUGAUUCACGCAAUAUUGAUCUUCUGCAGAAAGAGUUUCCACUGUAAUACUUGAGUUGUUUUGAAGAUGAACAAAAUAUAGGUUCCAUUGCUUAGGGUAAGGGCUACACAUUCUGAAGUCUCCUAUUUGUCCAUUAAAAGCUAAUGGCAUGCCGGUCGAUUAUCCUUAUGGGUCCAUAUUUUGCUGCAGUUGGAUCUGAUACUGAAAGGUGAUUUUGGGAAGAAGCUAAACGAAAUCCAAAAGUUGGAAAACCAAACAUAAAUGUUGUAGCCAACUCAAACAAACAAACAAUUGUAUGUAGUUGCAAAUGCUAUACUAGAAUGUGUUGUGAUUCAUGAACAUGGCAAAAAUAGGAAGAGGCAAUUCAUUAUAUAAUAAACACUAUAGAUGAGAAUUAGUUAUGUCAUUGAUGUUGAGAAGAGAAAUAAAGUUUCUAAAUAUUGUACUCUUGCAAAA
Messenger RNA from Ricinus communis (castor bean), 2863 nucleotides. RefSeq names its product peroxisome biogenesis protein 5. Gene Ontology annotation, molecular function: protein binding. Gene Ontology annotation, cellular component: cytosol; peroxisomal membrane. The record is from RefSeq and is a predicted model, not a curated record. The transcript is spliced from 15 exons. Lineage: Eukaryota; Viridiplantae; Streptophyta; Magnoliopsida; Malpighiales; Euphorbiaceae. Bases 202 to 2454 code for a protein of 750 amino acids. Gene Ontology annotation, biological process: protein import into peroxisome matrix, docking.